This is a messenger RNA of Phalaenopsis equestris, 2833 nucleotides long. RefSeq lists its product as uncharacterized. The transcript has 19 exons. The record is from RefSeq and is a predicted model, not a curated record. NCBI's taxonomy places the organism in Eukaryota, Viridiplantae, Streptophyta, Magnoliopsida, Asparagales, Orchidaceae. Bases 126 to 2540 code for a protein of 804 amino acids.
UAGAUUCAAUGGUGGAUACUUUCUCCAUCCCUUUUUCUCUAAUUGGUUAUCCACCUUAGCUGCAGCAAGUGCCGGUUUACUGAAAACAGUCUCGGAGAUCAAUCUUCGUUUUUUGUUUGUAAACGAUGAGCAUGGAGAAGAGUGAAGACUCUGGAAGUCUUAGAUGGGGUGCUUCUUUUUUCCUCCAUACAACUGACGAAUUUGUGAAUCCUUUAACCUCUUCAGCUUCAGCUUCAAAUGUUCGAUCCCCACGUCCAUCUGUUAUAUAUUCUUCUAAAGAUGAGAAUAGCAACAGCCAACUUCAGAAACUACAACGUCAUGUUGCUAAAGUGCUGAAAGGCUUUUCACCUCCCCCUCAAGCGAAGAAGGGAGCAUAUAAUCCAGAAAUUCUUACCACCCAGAAGCGCCAAUGGGCGAGAUUUCAGUUGCAAACCUUGGAUCAAAAAUCUGUCAAAGAACCGACAAGGCUAUUUGAGAGCAUGGUUGUUGUAGGGCUACAUCCUAAUGCCGAUCUCAAGGCUCUUGAGAAGGUGGCAUUGGGAAGAAAGAUUAACGGGACAAAGAUAUCAAAAACUACGCUGAAAGGUGAAGAAAAAGUUGAAGCUGAUAUCAAUAUUGAGCCACAGGUUCUAUUUGUAUAUCCUCCGGACAAGCCUCUACCACUGAAGUACAAGGAUCUUCUUUCCUUUUGUUUUCCAGGAGGGCUAGAGGUUGGUGCUGUUGAAAGAUCACCAUCUUUAAGUGAGCUGAAUGAAAUUCUCCUUGGACAGGAACACAUAAAGCAAGGAGAUUUGUCUUUUGUAUUUCGUCUACAGGUGGCUGAUGACUCAAGUUUGUAUGGAUGUUGUGUUUUAGUUGAAGAGAUUGUGCAGAAACCUUCAGGAUUGAUUUCAAUUCUUUCAGAAGAAAAGCCCUCGUUUUCAUCUUUAAGCCGCCACAUCAUCACGACAGGCAGAUGCUAUUGCAUUUUGUCAAGACUUCCAUUUUUUGAUCUACACUUUGGCAUAUUGAGGAGCAUAUUCGCUGAAGAAAGGUUACAACAGCUGAAGAAAGGAAUUCACAUGCUGUGUCUGGAAUCUCCUGAAUGCUAUGAUGACAAAGAAAACCAUGGCCAUUCUAAUGGUAGGGAGGCAGUAAUUUUGUCUGAUAGUGAUGAGGAUGGUAACAUUGAAUGUUCUACACCGACUUCUGAAAUUGCAUCCCCUCAGAAGACAGCAGAUGAAGUGAAUUCUAUUGAUAAUAUGAUGCCUGAAGUGCGCCAAGAGACUAAUGGAGCCUUAAUCAUCAAUGAAACAACUCAAGUGGUUGUAGAACCUGAAAGUCAUACAGCUGAAGAUGCGCAGGAUUAUGCUGUCCAAAAUGGGCAUGAUUGUUCAGUUGACUAUGAAGUACAGAAAAAACAGUCAGAGAAGCAUCUUCCUGAGGCAGUUCUACCCCUUUUACGGUACAACCAUUAUGAAAGUUCAGAAUCCUCUUCAAGUUUACAAGGUUCUCCUAGUGAAGGGAGAAGCUUUAGGACGGGGAUGUCCGAAGUGGAACUAGAAGAGCCUUCUUCCUCUGGCCAUGGAGACUCAAAUGAUCAUGAGGACAUACUUGAGUGGGCCAAGGCAAAUGGACAUGGAUCUUUACAGAUAAUUUGUGAAUAUUAUCGGCUAAGAUCCCCUGAUAGAGGUUCUAGUCUCACUUUCCAGCCUCUAGAGCACUUGCAUCCAUUAAAGUUUCACAGGCCUGGAGAAACUCUCCUUCAUAUUGCUGGAUCUAGCAUAGAUCUCAGAUCUUUCAGCACUAGUUUGGAAGUGUCAGAGGCACACAGUGCACUUUUGGCGGAGGAGGAAGCUACUGCUUUGUCUGUGUGGACUGUUGCAUGCAUAUGUGGUAGCUUGAGGCUUGAACAUGUGCUAGCCUUAUUUGCUGGGGCUCUUUUGGAGAAACAAAUUGUGGUUGUAUGCUCUACUCUGGGAAUAUUAUCUGCCUCAGUUUUAUCCAUAAUCCCAUUAAUUCGUCCUUACCAGUGGCAGAGUCUGCUAAUGCCAGUUUUACCCAAUGAUAUGGUCGAUUUUUUAGAUGCGCCUGUUCCAUACAUAGUUGGCGUGAAGGACAAGACUGCUGAGGUUCAAUCAAAAUUAUAUAAUGCAAUUUUAGUUGAUGUAAACAAAAAUCAGGUGAAGUCCCCUUUAAUGCCCCAUCUACCACAACACAAAGAGUUAUUGGCAUCCCUAAGUCCUUAUCAUGCAAAACUCGUUGGUGAGAGCUACCUUGCCAGAAAAAGGCCAGUUUUUGAGUGUACGGACGUGCAGAUUGAAGCUGCCAAAGGUUUCUUAGCGGUCCUAAGGUCUUACCUUGAUUCUCUUUGCUCAAACCUACGAUCUCACACAAUAACAAAUGUUCAAUCCAAUGAUGACAAGGUGUCUUUACUUCUUAAAGAGAGUUUCAUCGAGUCAUUUCCAAGCCGAGACAGACCCUUUAUGAAGUUGCUUGUGGACACCCAACUCUUCUCUGUACAUACAGAUCUUGUUCUCUCCUUCUACCAGAAGGACUAAAGAUCACCAGGAAAGAAUCUGGUGACAACAUAGAAGAUUAAGUUAUGAACAAUUUAGUAUUAAAUAAGACUUACAGGUUUGUCUAAUAAACUAGUACUAAGUUCAAUACCUUAAUUAAUUCUUGUAUAUUUUGCUUCCAAAUUAUGAAGGGUGGAACAUUAUUUUGUAUGAGAGAGUGUGAAAGAGAAGGUUUUGUGGGAGUUCUUUUGGUGUGCUGUAUUUAUUAUUAUUAUUAUUAAGAGAAAAGAAAACAGCUGUUUGCUGCUUUAAGAUUAGUGUUAGAAUGUGCUUUU